Molecule: messenger RNA, 1640 nt
Organism: Solea solea (common sole)
Lineage: Eukaryota; Metazoa; Chordata; Actinopteri; Pleuronectiformes; Soleidae
Gene: cldn5a
Product: claudin 5a
Exons: 1
Coding region: 245-892 (215 amino acids)
Biological process (GO): bicellular tight junction assembly; cell adhesion
Cellular component (GO): plasma membrane; bicellular tight junction
Molecular function (GO): structural molecule activity
Source: RefSeq, a predicted model, not a curated record
UUCGGUGCUUCUGUGAUUCCAGUUGUUUUACAUCUCCUCACAAACAAAGACACUCAGAAACACUGUCUCUUAUCAUCUUCGUGCAGAGUGAUGUGCAUCUAAGGAGUGACGCUACACUGCGCACAGAGACGAGGACGAAGAAGAAGCAGAGCAGCAGUACACAAGUGCACCUGCCUUUCGCGAAGAGCAGAAACCAGGGAAGAAUUUGGAAACUUUCAGAGUUGACUGAACACAAACUGCGAAAAUGGUGUCGGCUGGACUGGAGAUCAUGGGACUGUCGCUGUGCGUAAUUGGCUCGCUCCUGGUCAUGGUUGCGUGUGGACUGCCCAUGUGGAAGGUGACGGCUUUCAUCGAGGCCAACAUCGUGGUGGCUCAGACGAUCUGGGACGGUUUGUGGAUGUCGUGUGUGGUGCAGAGCACGGGUCAGAUGCAGUGUAAGGUGCACGACUCCAUCCUCGCCCUCACCCACGACCUGCAGGCGGCCAGAGCGCUCACCGUCAUCUCCUCGGUGAUGGGAGUGCUGGGGCUCAUGGUUACGAUUGCUGGGGCGCAAUGCACCAACUGCAUCCGCACAGAGUACGUCAAAGCCCGGGUGGUGAACGCCGGAGGGGCGGUCUACAUCAUCAGCGGUCUGUUCGUGCUGGUGCCUCUUUGCUGGAUGGCCAACAACAUCAUAUCUGACUUCUACAACCCACAGGUGCCCCCAUCCAAGAAGAGGGAGAUCGGCGCCGCGCUCUACAUCGGCUGGGCAGCCACAGCGCUGCUGCUGAUCGGAGGAUCGCUGCUGUGCUGCUCAUGUCCUGCCAGCGGGAAUACGGGAUACUCGGUAAAAUACGCACCGACUCAGAGAGGCACUCAGAACGGGGACUAUGACAAGAGGAAUUAUGUGUAGCCGUGUGGCGUGGCACGGCGCAGUCGGUGCGUAAAAGUGACCUGCAGCUUUUUUAACAGACGUUAUCUUUGCACCUGUAUAUUUUUUUUAUUAUCUGAAAUUUGAACAUUGAAAACCAAUGGAAGCACCUCUGUUGUUUUACAUUCAACGCCACAAAUCCCCGUUGUAUCCACAGGAGGUUUUAAAAAAGAAAAAGAAAAAAAAAGACUAUGAGAACCACAAGAGGUAGCUCGCAACAAAAAGGAGUAUCUUUGUUAGGUACCUGCUUUUGUAAGUUUUCGAAAUGAUUAGUAUUUUUCAAACUGUUUCCUCAUGUAAUUAUAAAGUUGAUGUUCUUUUCUAGAGGAACUCUUGCCAUUAAAUGUAAAUACACUGUUCGUUUGCCUUUUUGUGCAUUGUCAGCACAAAAGUGUUGGCUACUGUAUCUGAGAAUACUUGCGUUCUCACGCCGACGUGUUGUCCAAGAGAAAAGUACAUGUGAUGGCGAAGACCUAACAAAUCCCGGACGGGCUUUUGUGUUGUCCAUAAACAGAAACUGGUGUCGCUGACUCUGGGGUCUAUUUCUGGGACCCAUAUGUAGGCCUACAUUCCGGAAAUCCUGGGAUCUAUACAGGCCUCAGCAUGAAAUGUUACAGUCCUUUUUUCCCGACUACAUUGAGAACCUGCAAAGUGUAUUUAUCACUGUCACAGCAAGAAGUGUUUUCUCUUUAAAAAAAAGGAAUAAACGUUUUCUGUUGGUUUAUUGACA